AUGGCAUCUUCCACAACAAUAGAUGCGCUGACAAGUGCAUUGGUUGCUCGCUUCCUACGGGCGAACAACUACUCCGAAUCUCUUCAAGCUUUCAUCCGCGAGGCGAGUCUGCCUAGCUUACUGGAGGAGAAAAAGGCAUUUGACCAUACAGCCAACUUUGAAAGAUAUGGCCAAGGGAAUAAGAAGACAGAAGCAUGGAGUGUACCCGCACCAUCAAAAGCUACGAUUCUGGACACCCCGACAUCUUCAAAUCUUCUUGCCGCAUCAGUCGACUUGUGGCAGGUGCCCGAGAAUGACAUAGAAGCGGCCACCGCCGCGCCUGUGAUCAUUGCUACAGGUGCUGAUAGACAGGUUCACUUGUCUAAGACUUCGGAGAGCCAUGAUUCUAUUACCUCGUUCUCGAGUGUAUCAGACUCGCCUGUGCUGUCGUAUGUCUCCAUCCUCCAGGGACGAUACGUCCUAAUGACAAAUAUGUCCGGAGGCUUGAUACUUUUACAUGGAUCACACAUUCUCGACAGUAGAAAAGACCACUCCAAGUACGCUGUCAAGGUCGUUGUCUGUGAAGAAAAAGGCGAGGUCGACUCAUCACCGCAAUUCUGGGUUGCCACCGCCGGUUGGGAUGCAACUAUCUACCUGUACCGUAUCAACAUACCGAAUGGAGGAGACGCACCGGUGAUCGGAGAGCCCGUCGCACACAUCAAGCUCACCACGAAUCCGGAGUCAUUGGUGUUUGUGCGCCAUAUCGACACUAAUGAUUUGAUGCUCCUGGUUUCGCGCCGCGAUUCCACACACAUCUACUAUUAUCAAGUGGCACGAUCAUCCAAUGAGGCAAACGAUCAGGAUCAGGAUCAGAAUGAAACGGACAGCCCUUCAUGUCACCUCCUGGGACAACAGAAUCUGGCACCUCAUUCGAAUGCCUGGAUCGCCUUUUCCCCGGCGCACAUGGCUCUCAGCCCACACGAUUCUGGUCUGCUGGCGGUAGCUACAUCUACAUUACCACACUUGAAGGUGAUCAUCGUGCGUCUCUUGUUCCCUUCAGUGGCGUCCUUGGCUACGCGCAACCCAUCCGAGGAGGCACCCAUGACGCAGGCAUCCCAAGCACUCGAGUCUUUGGCGCUGCAGAACCGCGAGGAUGCAGCCAUCUUGGUACAGUCCAAUACAUUUGCACCACAGACGGCAUACUCAACGCCCCAGGUUGCCUGGCGACCAGAUGGAUCCGGUGUGUGGGUGAAUGGAGAUGACGGUGUGGUCCGUGGCAUUGAGACAAAGACAGGAAAAGUGGUUGCUACGCUUAAGAAUGGCCAUGAGCCCGGCUGUAAGGUGCGCACUAUCUGGGCAGGAUAUGUUGAUGUACGGAGUGAAGGCGAGGAAACGACACGAGAGGAAUGGGUCCUGAGUGGAGGAUUUGAUAAACGGUUGAUUUUGUGGAAAGUAUGA
Messenger RNA from Penicillium maclennaniae, 1437 nucleotides. RefSeq lists its product as uncharacterized. Gene Ontology annotation, molecular function: protein binding. The transcript has 3 exons. The record is from RefSeq and is a predicted model, not a curated record. Lineage: Eukaryota; Fungi; Ascomycota; Eurotiomycetes; Eurotiales; Aspergillaceae. Bases 1 to 1437 code for a protein of 478 amino acids.